Molecule: messenger RNA, 471 nt
Organism: Acytostelium subglobosum LB1
Lineage: Eukaryota; Evosea; Eumycetozoa; Acytosteliales; Acytosteliaceae
Exons: 2
Coding region: 1-471 (156 amino acids)
Source: RefSeq, a predicted model, not a curated record
AUGCCUUGGCGCAACAGUAACCCAAAAGGUGAUUGUACUACAGCUUUGGCACCAUUCUUUUCACAAUCAUUGGUAAAGGCACAGUUUGUAGGUGUUCUUAGGACUGGUGAAGUACUAUACACUCAACAGAAGUUAUACCCAUAUCAAACAUCGGCCGUCGUCAGCUUCCUGACUAAUGGCGACCCCUGGUCAUACGUCUCCAACAAGGAUGUAAAGUGCUCCAGUGGCUACAAUCAACAAUUCUACGCCAGUGCCUCCAUGAAGUUCAGCUUCUACGAUUCCAAGGGCAUCCAGAUCUACCCCGACGGUCAGGUCUACCUCAGUCCACUUUGGGCCAACCCACUCGGUGACCAAGCCUACCGCUUCAACCUCACCUGCAACCCAGGUGCCAACGUCUUCCACGGCUUCUCCCAAGGUCACUACUUCAGCUUCACAUUCAACCAGAAUAGGUUAACAGGUGAUCGAUGCUAA